AUGGCACCAGGCCUCAAGGCCCCGCGGAGGCCCAAGCCUGCCGCGCGGCCAAAUCCCAUCAAGGCAAUUCAGGACCAAGCAUGGCAGCAACGCAGGGCAAGCCAGAGCCCAGCCCCUUCCAUGUCCCCAGCACCACAGGCCCGCCCUCAGCAGCCAGGCGGGAGGAAAAGCCAGUGCCCCAAUAAGAACUGUCCAAACCCGAACAUCGUCGACGGUACUUGUCGGACCUGUGGUCGAGUUGCCGAUGACAGCAACAUCGUGGCAGAAAUUCAGUUUGGCGAAACUGCUGGUGGUGCUGCCGUAGUACAGGGUAGCUAUGUCGGUCCCGAUGGUGGUGUCCGCCUGUCAGGAGGCCAGGGCGGCCGGCGGAUUGCUGGAACCAACACAUCUUCGGAAGCCAGAGAAAAAGCCCUUCGUGAGGCCAGGAGUCUCAUACAGGGAUUUGCAAAUUCGCUCAAUCUUCCCGAGCGCACUGUUAACGGUGCCAGCCAACUCUUCAAACUUGCCAGCUCUCGAAAUUUUACCCAAGGUCGCUCUUCCGUUUACGUUGCCGCCAUGUGCCUUUAUGCAGCUUGCAGAAAGGAGACUAGUUGCAAGAUUAUGCUCAUGGACCUAGCUGACCUGGUGCAGCACGACGUCUUUCACCUUGGCCGUAUGUACAAGGCUUUUAUCAGCGACAUUGGCGCCGGUGGCAAUUACAACCCCAUUUUCGUCGAGGAUUUGAUCUACCGAUUUGCUGCCCGCUUGGAAUUUGGAGAUAAGACCAACAAGGUUGCCAGCACUGCAGUCCGGCUAGUGCAGCGCAUGGACCGGGAUUGGAUGGUUCUGGGCCGCCGACCAUCAGGUAUCUGUGGUGCCUGUCUGAUUAUGGCGGCGAGAAUGAAUAAUUUCCGCCGCACAGUACGGGAGGUUGUCUUCAUCGCCAAGGUUACCAUGCACACUCUCCAACAACGACUAAACGAAUUUGCCGAAGUCCCUUCAGCCAAACUUACUGUUGAUGACUUCCUGAUGCGGGACUUUUUGUACGAGCAGAUGGACCCUCCAGCCUAUUAUAAGAAGACGGCUGAAUAUCAAGCAAAACUCAAGGAGCGGCGAAAAAAGCGCAAACGCGACGAGGGUGACGACGGGGAAGAGGAAAGAAGGGUUGAUGCCGAUGGUUUUGCCAUCCCAGCGGUCCCGAACAGGACAGAUGCUGUAUCCACGCUAAAUGAAGAACCAAGCGAUAUGGAGGAGGGGCUUUCAGAGGUGAACUCACAUCUAGACGACCUGGCACGGCAGUUUGGUUCUCAGGGUGCCGUCCCCAGUUCUUCCGAGGCUACGGGGUCACCUGCUCCCGCUGCGUCAGGAACUGGCUCGCAGCCUGGUAGACCCAAGAAACAACCUCAAGGCAGUAGCGUCCGCAAGCUCCCCAAAGUUGAGAAGCCGGCUUAUGUCACCGAGGAAUGGGAUGAGGAUGAAGAGCUUCUUGAAAUGGAGAUCACAGAAAACAUGAUGAACCCAUCGACAACCGAGGGCGCGAUGCGACUCGCCAACGCGGCUGAGCUUGCUGCGCUGAAAUUCUUCGCCGAUCCUGAAAAACAGUCCCACCUGGACAGGCCAGAGGUUGAAGAAGACGAAUUCGCUGACGACCCAGAGGUUAUGUACUGCCUUCUGGGUAAGGAAGAGGUGGAGUUAAAGACGCAGCUUUGGGUCAACCAGAACAAGGACUGGAUGCGCAAGCAGCAGGAAAAGGAGUUCAAAGCACGCCUGGCUGCAACAAACCCACCAAAGCCUGGUCGUGGCAAUCGGGCCAAGAAACCGCGCAUUGGCGAGGGUCAGACGGCGCCGGCAGACUCUGCAACGGAUGCUACGCUUGAAAUGAUUGACCGUCGUCAAUUCUCCAAGCGUAUCGACUAUGAUGCUGUCCGAAGCAUGCUUAGCACCGGCGGGCCGGGCUCAACCGGCGGCAGUCUCGCCGCGAGUAGGCAGACAAGUCGGGCUGGCAGUGUUGCUGUAGACGGGGCUGAGGAAGAAGAGGAAGACGAGGAGGAGGAAGAAGAAGAAGAAGCGGAUGAAACACGCGUUGAAGACGAUGUUGAGGAAGAAGAAGAUCACCCCAGUGAUGAAGACUAG
This is a messenger RNA of Pyricularia grisea, 2112 nucleotides long. RefSeq lists its product as uncharacterized. Gene Ontology annotation, molecular function: RNA polymerase III general transcription initiation factor activity; RNA polymerase III type 3 promoter sequence-specific DNA binding; TBP-class protein binding. The coding region runs from base 1 to 2112 and encodes 703 amino acids. Gene Ontology annotation, cellular component: nucleus; transcription factor TFIIIB complex; transcription preinitiation complex. The record is from RefSeq and is a predicted model, not a curated record. The transcript has a single exon. Gene Ontology annotation, biological process: DNA-templated transcription initiation; transcription preinitiation complex assembly; transcription by RNA polymerase III. Lineage: Eukaryota; Fungi; Ascomycota; Sordariomycetes; Magnaporthales; Pyriculariaceae.